AUGUCUUUGAAUUUCAUUUUUAAUAAAUUUUACGUACCAAUUCCAUUUAACUUUUUUCUUUCUUUUUUGUUUUUUUCAUUUUUUCUUUCUUUUCUGUUUUUUUCCUUUUUCUUUUUUAUGUUUUUUUCCUUUUCUUUUUUUUUUUUUCCUUUUUCUUACUUUUUUUUUUUCCUUUUGCUUUCUUUUUCUCUUUUUCGAUCUUUUUUGUUUUUCCUUUUUCCUUCUUUCGUGUUUUUUUUCUUUUUCUUUUUUCCUUUUUUCUUUCUUUUUUUACAUGUUCUUUUUUGUUUUUUUCCUUUUUCUUUCUUUUUUUCCCUUUUUCUUUCUUUUCUUUUUUUCAUUUUUCUUUCUUUUUUGUUUUUCCUUUUUUCCUUCUUUCUUGAUUUUUUCCUUUUUUUCUUCUUUUUUUUUCGUUUUUCUUUCUUUCUAUCUUUCCUUUUUCCUUUUUUUUGUUUUCCCUUUUUCUUUCUUUUUUGGUUUUUUCUUUUUCUUUCGUGUUUAGUUUUUUUCUUUUUCUUUCUUUUUUCCCUUUUUCUUUCUUUUCUUUUUUUCCUUUUUUCUUUCUUUUUUGUUUUUCCUUUUUUCCUUCUUUCUUGA
This is a messenger RNA of Acanthosepion pharaonis, 597 nucleotides long. The record is from the annotation of a GenBank genome assembly. Lineage: Eukaryota; Metazoa; Mollusca; Cephalopoda; Sepiida; Sepiidae.